CAGUCCAUCAAGCAACACGCAUACCAAACACAUCUUUUUACGACGUCCACACCUAUAUGCCACAUCAGUCCCACGACUAACCCACCGUCACCAUGUCAGGCCUCGAAAAGGCUCUCUUCAACCUCAAGUUCACAGCCAAACAACUCAACCGCCAAUCCGCAAAAGCCGGCAAAGACGAGAAUGCCGAAAAGGCAAAACUGAAAAAGGCCAUUCAACAAAACCACGGCGACAUUGCCAAAAUCUACGCCCAGAACGCCAUUCGCAAGCAGAAUGAGAAGCUCAACUUGUUGCGUCUGGCCUCGAGAAUCGAUGCUGUGGCCAGCAGAGUCCAGACGGCUGUGACGAUGCGUCAAGUCACUGGUAGCAUGGCGAAUGUGGUAAAAGGCAUGGAUGGAGCCAUGAAGGCCAUGGACUUGGAAAAGAUCUCGGCCGUCAUGGACAAAUUCGAGACGCAAUUCGAGGACCUGGAUGUCGCGACUGGAUACUACGAGAACGCCACUUCCAGUGCUACUGCUGUAGGAACACCUCAAGAGGACGUCGACAGAUUGAUGUCACAAGUCGCCGAUGAAGCUGGUGUUGAAUUGAAUCAAGAGAUGGCCGGAGCUACACCCGCACAAGGCAUCAAAGCCCCUGCCAACCCCACCGAAGUCGAGGAAGACAACUUGGGCGAAAGACUGAGAGCUCUGAGAAGCUAGUUGGAAAGAGCAAGUGUGGAUACUAGAAAGAUAUCGAGAUACCUCACUCGAACUGGGGAUUGGAGUUUGGGCGUCUCUGAGAUGCUUAUGGGAUAAGCGUGCUUUCGAUCGACAGAUGCAUAACCUACUGACUGCUGUGUAUAUCAACUUCGUUAUUCAACCAAAAUCUCUUGAGUCUUUGUCUGCAC
This is a messenger RNA of Aureobasidium subglaciale EXF-2481, 883 nucleotides long. RefSeq lists its product as uncharacterized. Gene Ontology annotation, cellular component: multivesicular body; ESCRT III complex. Bases 93 to 695 code for a protein of 200 amino acids. The transcript has 3 exons. The record is from RefSeq and is a predicted model, not a curated record. Gene Ontology annotation, biological process: late endosome to vacuole transport; endosome transport via multivesicular body sorting pathway; protein transport. NCBI's taxonomy places the organism in Eukaryota, Fungi, Ascomycota, Dothideomycetes, Dothideales, Saccotheciaceae.